AUGUCGCGACAUCGAAAUGUAAGGUCAAUGAGAUAUUCUGAUGAGUACGAUGGUUAUGAUGAUGUUUAUGGUCAUUCUGUGGAAGAUGACUACAGUAUUUCUCCCAGUGAAGCUGCCUUCAUGUAUGACAGGUCAACUCAGCAACGACAACUCAGUUCACUUCUAAGUGCUGAAGAAAAUAUUGCAGAAGAGGAUGAAGUAAUUAAUGACAAACCUGAAGUUCUAUCUUUAAAUGAAUUGGAUAAAGCAAAACUGAUGUCUUGUUUGGAUGAAAUGAGGAAUGUUCUUGGUGAUUCAAUUCCUGAACAGACUCUUUCUGAAACUAUUAUCAAUUCAAACUAUGAUAUUACGAUUGCCUUAGAUAAAGUAUUGAAUAAAUCUGUUUCUUCUCAGAAAAAAGACAAAGAGUCACCAAAGCCUCAAAGGACUACUCCAUUUCGUCGCUAUGAAAGAGGUGGACGGAUUCCCAAUAAGCUUGCCUGUAACAAACUGAAUGAUGGAAAAAAAGAAGACAUGAUUAAAAUAAAUAGUUGUGAAACAGAUUUCUUUAAUGUUCAAGAAUUCCUUUCAUCUAGUGUUAAUAAAGAUUCAAAUCUGGAACUGUCAAGAGCACUUCUUAAAAAAAAUAGGAAACAUCAAACCGAAAAAGAUUUCUUAAUUGAUAAAAAUGAGAAGAAAGCUUCAUUAAAUCUUAAUAAAGAUGAUUUUUUUGAAUGUGAUGCCAAAAAAGAAAAUAUCUAUUCUUUCCAGAAAAUGACUAUUGAUGAACUUCAGAAAGUUAGACCAUCCAGACUUGGUUUCUUUGUUUGUAAAUGUUUGACUGAAGUUGAUUCGAGCAUUACAUGUGUUUUGAGGAGCCAUCCCAGUAGUAUUAAUAUAAUUCCUUUUAAGUUUAAUUGUCUUUCACCUGAUGAAGAAGUAAUUAGUAAAAGAAAAUGGUAG
Nezara viridula (southern green stink bug) is the source of this 942-nucleotide messenger RNA. NCBI's taxonomy places the organism in Eukaryota, Metazoa, Arthropoda, Insecta, Hemiptera, Pentatomidae. The record is from the annotation of a GenBank genome assembly.